GAAUCAUGUCUGUAAUGGUGGCUCGCGAGAGUGAACGACAGAAAAUAGUGAAUGACAAGAAAGUGCUGGAUCACAUCUCAAGGGAGAGGAGACUGGAGCGACAUUUGGACUCCCUGGAAAAGGACAACUUCCAGGAAGAUCCACAUGCCAACCUCAUCUUCAUCAAUAAGAAAAUGUUACAUGUCGAAGGCCAAGAGGACAAAUCAAAAGGCGGAAAAAAUCGGAAACGAAAAAUCAGAGGCGAUCACUACAAGCAAAGAUUCAGAAAAACGCUCCAAAAUUUGGUAGAAGAAGAAGCUGCCUUGAACAAAGAGACCCCAAAUUACUUCUCGAGUGCGGCGCCCCUGAGUUGCAGGGCGCCGAAGAAGUUAUGCUCGGUUUGCGGGUUCGCCUCUACUUACAAUUGUGUACAGUGUGGGUUCAAGUUCUGCAGUAUUACAUGCCAGCAAGUUCAUAAAGAUACUAGAUGUCUCAAGUGGACCGCUUAGUUAUUGGCUAAUAUGGGGUACAGGUAAAAAGAUCCAAUAUUUACUUUCGUGACGCCGAAAUCAGGGUUUGAAUUUGAUGGAUUUACUUGGGUUCUUUAUCUGCGUUAUUUCUGAGGUAAAACUUUUUCAAUAGGUUUUUAGGUUAAAAUCAUACCAAAUCUAAAACUAAAUUUAAAAAUUUGGCGUCGUUGUUUUAGAUUUAUUUAUUUUGUGCAAUACCUAGUUUACUCUGGUUAUAUAUGUUUAGUACCUAGUAUCCAUCACAAGCUUUUCCGAUUUGUCUCUGUUUCGACAAUAGUCAAAUAGAGAAUUCUGAUUUGGUAGUCUUAUCAAAUAC
Symsagittifera roscoffensis is the source of this 825-nucleotide messenger RNA. Its product is annotated as zinc finger HIT domain-containing protein 1-like. The record is from RefSeq and is a predicted model, not a curated record. The transcript has 3 exons. NCBI's taxonomy places the organism in Eukaryota, Metazoa, Xenacoelomorpha, Acoela, Convolutidae. Gene Ontology annotation, molecular function: nucleosome binding. Bases 6 to 488 code for a protein of 160 amino acids. Gene Ontology annotation, biological process: chromatin remodeling. Gene Ontology annotation, cellular component: Swr1 complex.